Molecule: messenger RNA, 2655 nt
Organism: Cladophialophora carrionii CBS 160.54
Lineage: Eukaryota; Fungi; Ascomycota; Eurotiomycetes; Chaetothyriales; Herpotrichiellaceae
Exons: 1
Coding region: 1-2655 (884 amino acids)
Source: RefSeq, a predicted model, not a curated record
AUGCUGCCGCCGUCUCCACAGCAUUUUCCUCCUCCCCGGUUUUCUCAGCCUCCAGUGCAACAGAACUCUGGUGCAACCGUUGCGACCAACGGGCCGGCGGCCCCUCAUAAGCGACCAGGAAGUAGCAUGUCAAUAUCCUCCAUGCUCGGCGCUGAACCAGAAAGACCUCUGCACGAUCCGUUCCACAUCCACGGUCAACCUGCGAGACCGCAGUCUGGGCCGUUUUCACAUCACGGACCGUCAAUGUCACUUGGCGCGGUCAUGUCGCCGCCUCAUUACUCGGGCAAGACGAACACAACUGAAUAUUCGUACAAACCGAGGUCAAAGACUCCUGACAGGGCUGCGGGCCAGUCACUGGGGGUGAGAGCCCAACGUUCGAGUUCAGGGAGCAUGACUCAACGCCCUGGCCCUUUCUACGAACCGACCCCACGAUCACAGCCGACCCAGCCGAAUACUUUCCAUGAAUCCAAAUACACCCCUCCGUUUGGUCCCGUAACAGGACACAGAGACGAGUUCGAGGAUCGAGCUCGACGCACGAGUAUCGGUGGCAUUUUGCAGAGACCCGAGAGUCAGCCUCAACCAGCCCACAUGUCACCGUCGUUUCCUACGUCUCACCCACUCAGUCGACCCGAGAGCAUACCUCCCUCCCUGGCGCCAGUUGAUCGGCCGGCCCAGCAGAUAAUGCACGGACAGGACCCCCCUCGCUCGAAUGGCGGCACGAGUCACUAUGACACGCGCCCGCCUGGCUUUUCGACCCUGUCGCGAGUUCCACCGUCUGCGCCUCCACCAAUGUCGGCUCCUCAGGACCGCCCUCUUACUCAAUCUCUUUCUCCAGAACUGAGAAGACCUCAUCUGAAUGGUGGUGAGGGUCGACUGGCAGGAAUACUGAAUCAACAAGGUGAUCCCCUUUUCGGGUCCCAAAACAUGAUGCGGCAAGACUCGAUUCAAUCACAAAGCGACCGAUCUGUCCUUGGGGAUCGUCUCCGUAACAACCGAGCUUACUCGCCGUUUGCAGGCUCCGUCGCUUCGGGGCCCUUGGACGACCCAGUGCGCAAAGGUAGCGAAGAAUUGUCGCAACACAGGACCAUCCUUGGCUUGGCGAACGAAUCCAAACGGGGGAGAUAUUCGCCCGUCCCGCAGGCUGUCCAAGGAGCGCAAGCCCAGACUCCAGCACCCGAUGCAGGCAUCAAAUCCGAGCACGGUCGGGUGUUCGCUGGUAUCGGCAGUGGAUUGGGAUCUGCUUCAGCCGGUCCUACUCCAACACCUCAGCCUCUCUCCGCUAGCCCUUUUAAGCGCGAUGAAGGUGGUGCUCGCUUGAGCGAGGAGAACCUGUUGAAGAUGUCCCGAAGUACGUCCGGCAUCAGCAAGCGGAAUCGCAAGGCGAUGGAAGACAACAACCGAGCUGAAAGUGACGCAGGCGACGCUAAGAAAGGCCCUGGUCGAGGCAAAAGAAGCAAGUACGCACACUCGUACAAGCUCGACCUGGACGAUACCGCUCCGGGACAAAGGAAGAACGUUGCAUUUCCACUGUCUAAUUUCGGUCGUCGCGCGGCCACCCCUACAUCCAAUCCGUCACAAUCACUCCAGAAUUCUCAUUCCCAGCUACCGGCGUCUGCGGCAGCACGGCAGCUCAACAAGUCCAAGAAGACGAUCAAGAUAUCCACUGUCGUAACACAGGCCGCACGCAAUCGACGUCGUCAUCUUGGGAUUUUCAAGUAUGACCCUGUGGUGUCACAGCCGAACAGCAUUCUACCCCAUCAGGAGAAGUUUGAUGUUUCGAUCCGGCCAAAUCUUCUGCCUUCUUUUUCAGAUCCAGAGCAGAUCAACUGUACUUAUACGGUCAAAGUGUCCCGGAUGUGGUUACGGGAACGAGAGAGACAUCUCAUAGGUCGCGAGCAAUACCUUUGGGGUUCUGGGAUCUAUACGGACGAUUCCGAUCCCCUGGCAGCGGCCAUGCAUUCGGGUUUCAUCGAGUCCGCGCGUCCCAACGACGCCGUUCUGGAGCGGUUGAUCGAGGAACAGAAUCCCAAAAUCGAAGGGCUGGCAGCGCCGGUCAAGCCGGCAGCUGUGUCGGAGGGUAAAGAUCUGCAUAUCACGUUGGUCGUGCUACCACAGCUGGAAAGCUAUACGGACAGUGUGCGCUACGGGAUCAAGAGUCGAAGCUGGCCUGAGCGUGAAAAAGAGGGUGCGACUCCAGCUCCUCAUGACGGCGUUAGUUUCAUGGUGCUGAAGACGGAGUUUUUGGACGACGGGAUCAUGAAUCGACGUGUUGGCAGAACGGGCAAGGAAAAGCGCAAGCGGCUGCGGGAAGAAUUAGCGGACCGCAAGCGUUCAUUCGAGAUUCGGGACAAAAUGGUUGAGAUUCAAGCCAGAAACAGAGAGAAGAAGUGGAAAGAGCAACGACAACAGAAAUCAGCCCAAACUACCGGCGCCAGAGCCUCCUUGAAGCCCGACGAAGAAGGGCUGAAAAGCUACGCUGGCUUUUCUCGUUUGGUCAAACCGUCGGACGAGAGGGAAAACCACGUGCCCAGCAACAACACAGGCGAUCGAAGCAGUGCCACGCUGGAGGGAGUUGGGCACAACCCUGAGGAAUGGUUCAAGCAACUCAACGACUCGGCAACGCCGGCAGAGCUCGCCGCCACCGCCAGUGCUUAG